This is a messenger RNA of Mauremys reevesii (Reeves's turtle), 867 nucleotides long. Its product is annotated as zinc finger protein 551-like. The transcript has 2 exons. The annotation marks the transcript as partial. Lineage: Eukaryota; Metazoa; Chordata; Testudines; Geoemydidae. The record is from RefSeq and is a predicted model, not a curated record.
AAGCAUCACAGAAUCCACACAGGGAAGAGGCCCUAUGAAUGCAGUGAGUGUGGAAAAUGCUUCACUGGCAGCUCAUCCCUUUCUCGACAUCAGAGAAUCCACACAGGGGAGAGGCCCUAUGAAUGCAGUGAGUGUGGGAAAACCUUCAGUCGCAGUUCACACCUUAUUACGCAUCAGAGAAUCCACACAGGGCAGAGGCCCUAUGAAUGCAAUGAGUGUGGUAAAUGCUUCACUAGCAGCUCAGGCCUUUAUCAACAUCAGAGAAUCCACACAGGGGAGAGGCCCUAUGAAUGCAGUGAGUGUGGUAAAUGCUUCACUAGCAGCUCAGGCCUUUAUCAACAUCAGAGAAUCCACACAGGGGAGAGGCCCUAUGAAUGCAGUGAGUGUGGUAAAUGCUUCACUAGCAGCUCAGCCCUUUCUCAACAUCAGAGAAUCCACACAGGGGAGAGGCCUUAUGAAUGCAGUGAGUGUGGGAAAAACUUCACUAUCAGCUCAUCCCUUUCUCAUCAUCAGAGAAUCCACACAGGGGAGAGGCCUUAUGAAUGCAGUGAGUGUGGAAAAUGCUUCACUAGCAGCUCAGGCCUUAUUAGGCAUCAGAGAAUCCACACAGGGGAGAGGCCCUAUGAAUGCAGUGAGUGUGGAAAAUGCUUCACUGACAGCUCAUCCCUUUCUCAACAUCAGAGAAUCCACACAGGGGAGAGGCCCUAUGAAUGCAGUGAGUGUGGAAAAUGCUUCACUAGCAGCUCAGGCCUUAUUAGGCAUCAGAGAAUCCACACAGGGGAGAGGCCCUAUGAAUGCAGGGAGUGUGGAAAAUGCUUCACUAACAGCUCAGCCCUUUCUCAACAUCAGAGAAUCCACACAGGGGAG